AUGGGCAACACUACCGAAUCUCCCAACAACAUGGAGUUUACGGCAGAUCAACUGCCUCAAGACCCGUUUCUUCCCGGGGUAGAUUUCCAAGGGCCCGUCUUCCUCGAUACCGAAGCAUGCCUCUGCGCCCUUCGGCCAGCUCAGCUCGGCCAGAGCAAAAAAGCCGUGGCAUGGCAAUGCGUGGGGGAACAGAGCAGAGCGUACAGCACCCUCGACGGCAAAUGGUUUCCAACAAGAGCAAAUAGCACCGUAAACGUGACAGCCUUGUUCAGCGACGCGACCAGUCCGCCCGACACGGAUAAGCCCAUGUUUUACGACGGCAACGCCAGCUUGGUCGAUCUGAAAGACGCCGAAACUCUUGGCGUCUACAACGCUGCUUGCACUGGCAAGAAUGACACGAGAUUCUCACAAUCUAUUUACGAAACCAAUGUCCAGCUUGCCGAAAAGAAGUAUCCCACAUCGGGCGUUCCCUGUUUCCAGCCCGGCGCAAUCCCGCUCAAGAUCCAGUAUGCGGAUUCCUGGCUGAAGAACGGUUGUUCUGAAGGCUUUCUGUGUGAGAACAAUACUCUCAACUCGCUUCCUGUCUUCUGCCCGCCUGUCAAGGAAUGCCUCGAGGGGAGGCUCGCGGGCUCCAUCUGCAAGCUGGACGGCAAGAAUAUCCCCAUGGGCUACUUUGAGCCCAUCGUUUGCCAGGAAGGCUGGUACUGCCCUCCUGACAAGCAUGGCAAGGAGACGCUGCCGUGUCCCGCCGGCCACUACUGCCAGCCCGGCGCCGCGACGCCAACUCCCUGCGCGAUGGGAAGCAUGUGUCCCGAGGGCUCGCGAAAGGAAACGUACUAUAUCCCUCUGGCCCUCAUGAUUAUCCUGGAUCUCCUGCUUGUCCUCGGCGUUUUGCUGGUGCGGUUCCGCUCGCGCUUGCACGCCUCGUCCAGGGCCCGGGGCGUCGCUUUCUUGGACAGGACCAGGGGCGGCAGCAGCGGGCUCCAGGCCGCCAUGGGCAAGUACGAGCGUCUCGGCGGUGACAACGAGAACGAGGCCGGACAGCGCGAGAUGACGCCCCUGGGAUCGCCGAGCGUGCCCGGGCGCGACGGCUUCAGCGGGUUCCAGGCCGUCUUUGCCAUGCCGGCGCGAGCCGGCGCGGCCGCGUGCCAGCCCGCCAACGCGGUCGAGCUGAACCCGCAGCUCAAGGCGUUUGUCGACUCGAUGCGGCGGGCCACGGACGCGCAGGACUUUGGGCUCUCGUUUGGGUACAACGGCCUGAGCUUCCACCCCAAGGGCAGUCCGCGCCCGAUCCUGCAAAACGUCACCGGGUCCAUCGACGUCGGCUCGCUCGUGGCCGUCAUGGGCGGCUCGGGCGCCGGCAAGUCCACCUUUGUCAACGUGCUGAUGGGCAAGACCACGCACACCGGCGGCAUGGUCACCAUCAACGGCCUGCCCAGCAAGGUCUCCCGCUACAAGAAGCUCAUCGGCUACGUGCCGCAGGACGACAUUGUCCUGCCCGAGCUCACGGUCUUUGAAAACAUUUUGCACGCGGCCAGGAUCCGGCUGCCGCGCAGCUGGAAGGACCACGAUAUCCGGUCGCAUGUCGAAUGCGUCAUUGACUGUCUCGAGCUCUCCCACGUCCAAGACUCACGCGUCGGCAGCAUCGGAAAGCCCAUCCUCUCGGGCGGCCAGCGGAAGCGAGUGAGCAUCGGCAUGGAGCUUGCCGCGGCGCCCAUGGCCAUUUUCCUCGACGAGCCGACGAGCGGUCUCGAUUCCACGGCUGCUUCCUCCAUCAUGGGAACGCUGAAAGCCCUGGCUCGCCUUGGCAUCUCCGUCAUUACCAUUAUCCACCAGCCUCGCGUGGAAAUCUUUGAGCUGCUGGACAAUCUGGUUCUCCUGGCCAACGGCCAGAUCAUCUACGAGGGCACGCAAGCCGGUGCCAGCCAGUAUUUUGAAAGCAUGGGGUUCCAUUUCCCGCCACACAGCAACCAUGCCGACGUCAUUACCGACAUCAUCACCGGCAACGGCCGCGACUACAACAAGGGCGGCUCUGUUUCCAAAGACGCAUUGAUUGCUCAGUGGGCGCGCCACAUGGCGACUCUGCCAGAGCACCAGCGCAACAGCAAGAUGUCGUCCGUGUACAACAAAAAGUCCAUCCGGCAGGUCCUUGUCCAGCGCGGCGCUCCACGUUGGAAGCAGAUGUGGCUGUGCCUGUCCAGGGCCAUGACGCAGCAAUACCGUAUGAAAGGCGCCUUCAUCGCCGAGAUGGGCCUGGCGGGCUUGGCUGGACUGUUACUCGGGCUGGCCAUGAACUCGAGAAACGGCGUCCUGUUUCGAGGGCUCUACAACUCUCCUUUCGAGCAGCUCUCCGUCGCUACCGAUUUCGUUUCGGCGCCACAGCUCGCUCUGCUCAUCGCCAUUGCCAUUGGCCUUGUAUCCGGCGCGCCCGGUGUCAAGACCUUUUCGGAAGAGCUGCAGCUUCACAAGCGGGAGGCCGAGGCUGGGCACUCCCGCAUCGCAUACUUCAUCGCCAAGAACCUCUGCGUCUUUCCGCGCAUGUUUCUUGGCUGCUUGCACUUUACCACGCCGCUCAUGCUGCUCGCGACGCCCAUCAUCCCGUGGGGCAUUGCGUUUCUGGCCAACGUCUUUUACUUUUACUGCAUCUACGGCCUCGCCAGCUGCAUCAGCAUGGUUGUCCGCCGGGAAGACGCCCCUCUGCUGGCCACCAUGAUGAGCCUGAUUGUGGGCAUCCUGUCAGGGUCGGCGCCGCCGCUCUCGAGCGCCAAAAAGUGGCACAUGGAAUGGCUUUGGCGUGCUUCGCCCGGUACCUGGCUCGCAGAGCUGUAUUUCGCCCAGCUGGUGGAGCCCUUGCGGUAUCUGUACAGUGUUGAUCUGGCUUCAAAGGCGACGGGCUUUCACUUGAGCUUCCUGUGGCGAAACAUGGCCAUUCUGGUUGGUAUCGGGACAGUGUAUCGCGUCGUGGCAUAUGUUGGUCUAGUGUUUGGCCACCGACUGAGGCGAUGA
Cordyceps militaris CM01 is the source of this 3006-nucleotide messenger RNA. RefSeq names its product ABC transporter, putative. Gene Ontology annotation, cellular component: membrane. Lineage: Eukaryota; Fungi; Ascomycota; Sordariomycetes; Hypocreales; Cordycipitaceae. Bases 1 to 3006 code for a protein of 1001 amino acids. The transcript is spliced from 2 exons. The record is from RefSeq and is a predicted model, not a curated record. Gene Ontology annotation, molecular function: ABC-type transporter activity; ATP hydrolysis activity; ATP binding.